CUCAUUUGCAGCUCGUAUAAAUUGGAUCGUUUUGUAUUUUUACUUUCUUUUUCUUUUUCUGGAAAUGAACCUAACCAACACAAAGAAGUGAAACCUUCGAGGAGAGGGGAGGAGGGGAGGAGAGAGGGGACGAGAGGAGGUGAAGACACCUGUGGAGGUCCAUGGACUGACCUUCAACAAGGACAAUGAAGACCUGCAGACGUUCCACCAGUCCCAGAGGAGCAGCGCUCUCUGACCUCCUUUGUCCAGGGAAAAAGAAAAGAGGAUUUCACUCCUGGCACUCAGUGGUACUUUGGACUGUUGUUUUGUACUUACGACUGUAUUGUUAUUGUGUUACUCAGAUUGAGUUCCCCAUAGAUGGGAAUCUGCCUCACAAAUAUGAGACUUUUUCAAACUACAAUUGAGAAAAUUCUAUGAAUUAUGUGUGUGUGUGUCCAGGGUGAGGUCAUGGGGUGAUGAGGACAACCCUCCGCUUUACUGCUAAUGACUAGUGAUGGCCACAGCAUCACCUCAACAGUCUUUGGAUGACAUCAUAAAAACAGUACUGGAAGAUCAUCAUCUUCAGCAGCAGCAGCAGCAGCAGCAGCAGCAGGAGUUUCUCAGCUCACUGGAGACAGUUGUCCUCACCAUCUUCCUCUCAAUCAUUAUUAUCAUGACAGUCUUCGGAAACCUGCUGGUCAUGGUGGCACUUUGCAAAGACAGACAUCUGAGGAAGAAGAAAACAAACUACUUCAUCGUGUCUCUGGCGUUUGCCGAUUUGCUAGUUGCUGUGGUGGUGAUGCCCUUUGCUGCUGUUGAGUUGACCACGGGUCAGUGGAGAUACGGACAGAUCUUCUGCCUGGUGCGUACGUCGCUGGACGUCCUGUUGACAACAGCGUCCAUCCUGCACCUCUGCUGCAUCGCACUGGACAGAUACUACGCCAUCUGCUGCCAGCCGUUGGUCUACAGCCAUAAGAUGACCCCGGUGAGAGUGGCAGUCAUGCUGGGCAGCUGCUGGAUCAUCCCCACCUUCAUCUCCUUCUUACCCAUCAUGCAAAACUGGAACGCCAUCGGCAUCGAGGACAUUAUUGAAGAGAGGCGAGCGUUGACGGGAGGAUCCAACGACACCAGCUGUGUGUUCCUGGUGAACCAGCCUUAUGCCCUCAUCUGUUCGGCUGUAGCCUUCUACGUACCGCUGGCCCUCAUGGUCCUGGCGUACCAGCGUAUCUACGUGACUGCCACGACCCACGCCAGACAGAUCGAGACGUUGCAGCGCGCCGGCUCUGCUCCUGCGUGUGGAACGGCACGGGCCGUCACCGUGAGAUCAUCUACUUCUUCAGAUCCAACAGAACUCUACCGGCCGAGGACAAGAGCAGGUUCUCCGUCCACAGACCAGGCUGCUGUUGUCAACAGCCGCAUGAGGGUCGAGACUAAGGCGGCAAAGACGCUAGCAGUUAUUAUGGGCUGUUUCUGUCUGUGUUGGGCCCCGUUCUUCAUCACUAACGUGGUGGACCCCUUCAUUCACUACUCAGUGCCCUGGCAGCUGUGGACCGCCUGGCUGUGGCUGGGCUACAUCAACUCAGGGUUGAACCCUUUCCUCUACGCCUUCCUUAACCGAGCGUUUCGAAGGGCCUUUCUGAUGAUCCUUUGUUGUGGAGAUGAAAGGUACUCUCGUCAGGGGAGCUGCUCCUACAGACAAACCCACGGAUCGCUCAACGGCACCUCCAUGGCAUUGAGGCUGUCCUUCCUGCCCAAUCAGAGCUACAGUGACCACGGACAGACCGUUCUGGCCAAUGAGCAGGAGUCACAUGAUUCCCUUGGAAAACAGUGAAGAAGAAUUUCCUUGGAAACAGACUGUGGUUCUGUUUAGUUCUGUUCUCUUAAAGUUCUCCAUCCAUUCACAUCCAGACCACAGUCAGAACAUAGAUAUAGACCUGUCAGACCUGCUGCUCAGUCUUCAGCCAGGAACAAUGAAGAACAAGCCUGAAACAGCACUGCUGGAAACAUCAGUACUAGUGGGGGUUUUCAGGUUGUUUUUCCACGGUGGAGAAAAUCUCUUCAAAAUAUGUUUUAUUUCCAACAUUCUAUGUCACGGAUUCAAGUUUGUUUUUUUAAAUGAAAUCUGUCGCAUCUCUGCAAGUAAUCCUGCACCUAUUUAUUUUAAACACUAGAGGGCAGAAAUGCUCAGCAGCAAAUUUUCCCUGCACCAAACGUGGCGGAUUUUUUCUGCGA
This is a messenger RNA of Cynoglossus semilaevis (tongue sole), 2211 nucleotides long. RefSeq names its product 5-hydroxytryptamine receptor 4. Gene Ontology annotation, molecular function: G protein-coupled serotonin receptor activity. Gene Ontology annotation, biological process: chemical synaptic transmission; positive regulation of MAPK cascade; adenylate cyclase-activating adrenergic receptor signaling pathway. The record is from RefSeq and is a predicted model, not a curated record. Bases 494 to 1810 code for a protein of 438 amino acids. NCBI's taxonomy places the organism in Eukaryota, Metazoa, Chordata, Actinopteri, Pleuronectiformes, Cynoglossidae. The transcript has 7 exons. Gene Ontology annotation, cellular component: plasma membrane.